CAGGACUUCUCCAACACAGCCUCCACCACCACCGCCGCGCCCACCCUCCGAUGAUGUAUUCACGCCCAUCCUCCUCCAGCGCCUCCGCCGCCGCCCUCGCCGCCCUCAUGCUCAUAUUCCUGGCAUCGCCGCCCGCCGCCCACGCCAAGCGGUUUGACUGUCAGAUGUUCUGCCGCACGACGGGCUUCAGCGGAAUGGUGGGCGGCUGCAGGUGCUCCUUCACGCUCUUCACCGCCAAGCGCGCCGUCAGAGACCACAACAGCGUGCCCGGCGAGGCAGACCCUUACUACGAGGCCGCCGAGAUGCCCGAAGGCAGCCUCACCGACCUCCUCCGCUUGGCCAGGGAGACCCACGAGACCUUCUCCCGCGAAGACGCCCGUGGAGACGCCUCCUCCUCCUCCUCCUCCUCGAUCUCCUCCUCCGCUCUCGAACACUCGUCCUCCAAAAGCCACGUCGAGGAAGUGCCCAAGAACCACCCCGUGCGCCUCCUGGUCAGGUCCACCGCCGCUCCUCGCGUCCUCGGCUCCUCCUCCUCCUCCUCCGUCGCCGCCAACAGGCUCAGUCGCUCCCCCGCCCCCCAGAUGCUAAGCAAGAGGAAGGAGUUCGAGCAGGACCUUGACAACGGCGACACCAGCGACUACUUGAGGUUGCCAUACUAAACUCAAAAACAAAACAAAAACACUCGCCUUUCUCUUUACUUAAAUCUAAAUCUCGUUUCUAACUCUCUCUCUCUCUCUCUCUCUCUCUCUCUCUCUCUCUCUCUCUCUCUCUCUCUCUCUCUCUCUCUCUCUCUCUCUCUCUCUCUCUCUCUCCCUCUCGUUCUCCCUCUCCUCUCCCUCUAUCCCGACACACUGCCGACAAUAUCUUUCCGCAUAAUAUACUAAGAUGUCCGCCAGGAAGUUCUCGAGAAGUGAUUGGCAAGACAAAAAAUCUCUUGCUGAUUUUAAACAGGCUUAUUCCGAUACAGUCACAAAUAUUAUACUGUUGAACGUACUCUACAAUGUAAUACAUAAUUAGCCAUUAUAUAGUUAAUAUAUACAGCGUAUAUAUAUAUAUAUAUAUAUAUAUAUAUAUAUAUAUAUAUAUAUAUAUAUGUCUAUGUAUAUGUAUAUGUAAAGCAUAUACACCAAGUAUUUAUAGAAAUAAAGCAUCUUAUUUAGGCUUCCCAUACUAACAUUAGAGAAGAAAAUUAUAUAUACAUAUAUAUCAUGUACGGAACUGUAUCUGCAUAUCCUGUACUCAAGUCACUCUUGCAAGAACAGGACGUCUAGUGCAUUUAAUAUCUUCAUGAAUAAAACUGACAUAUUUGAA
Penaeus chinensis is the source of this 1311-nucleotide messenger RNA. RefSeq lists its product as uncharacterized. The record is from RefSeq and is a predicted model, not a curated record. NCBI's taxonomy places the organism in Eukaryota, Metazoa, Arthropoda, Malacostraca, Decapoda, Penaeidae.